AUGAAAGUUACGAUGCAAAAGAUAAGAUUAGAUGGUCUUAAUAUUAUGCUCCUUCUACUAACCCUAGUGCAUGCAAGCCAAAUAGAACAACAAACACAAGAAACCAGACAUAUAUAUAAUCCCAGCCAAAGUGCCAUAGAUUAUAUUGAGAUGCAUAAUUUCCAUAGAAAUUCAAUGAACUACGGGAAUAAUCCAGAAGAAUCCCCAUGGAAAAAUCCUGGGACACUCACACCCCCAAAUCCAUCCAAAACAAUAACAACGUACGAUCCAUCCAGCAACCCCAUUUCAAUAGAAUAUGAGUCCCCAGAAGACCCAAGCGUAGUUCAUACAAUUUGGAUAUUUUUUUCAGAUGAAAGCAUACUAGACUCCAUGACAAUUAAUUCCAGCAGAAAGACACCUGAUUUAGUUGAACAUAUUAAUAUUAAAACACGUGAUAAUUUCCUUAAUAUGAAUAUCAAUGGAAACCAGGCGGCUACAAGGAUUUAUCUUCCAAAAUAUUCUUAUAUGAAGUCUCAUAAAGAAUCCUCUAAGCCCACAUACACAUGGGAACGGAAUGAAAAUAAUUCAAUGCACACUAGUAUUACAAAUAAUUCGGAAAAGACAGUCCCUGAGAAUAGUUCAAAUAAAAAUGCACAGGAUAGAAAUGAUUCCGGAAUACACGACUGGAAUACUCUGAAAAAGUACGAAUUAUCUUGUGAUAGUGAAAGUCCCAGGGAACCACCUGAGAAUGAUUAUAUACCAGGGACAUCGUGGUAUGGCCACCCUAACCCACCUACAAAUUUUUAUUGCAGUGAUCCAUAUUGCUACUACUUAAAGGAAAAUAUGUCUAGGUCUUCACCAGAUAAAAAUUUACCUGAAAAUAACGAGAGUUUAGCUCACGGGUGUGCGCCAUCAAAUAAUUCAGAUUCCAGUAAUGCGCAAUGCAUGAAAUCGUAUAUGCGCAAUAAUCCACCCCCUGGUCUUGCAGGUUCUCCUGUUAUCCGAAACCAAGCGUACAACCCUUCUACGCCUCCCUUGCAAAAUUCACAGAAACAAACGCGAGCAUCUUCUAUGCCACCAUUGCCUUCAUCGCAAAACCAAGCAAGUGGUCCACCUAUGCCACCAUUGCCUUCUACACAAAACCAAGCAAGUGUUUUUUCUAUUUCUCAUACGCAAAAACAACCAAGUGGCCCUCCUAUGCCGCCAUUGCCGUCAUCACAAAGACAGACGCAUGAUCCAAAUUGGUCUUUUGUGCCUUCUGCUAAAAAACAAACAAAUAACUAUUCUAAUCCUUCCGUUAUAACUGCGCAAAAUCAAGCGUACUACUCAAAUUGGUCUUUUCCUCAAACACCUUCCAAUCAGAUGUAUGGUCCGCCUGUCUUUAUAUUUCCAGGUUUUACAGCUGCCCCGUAUGCUUUAAAUGCCCCGCACCCAGGAAUGCGUUAUUAUAGGCCAUUUCCCCCUAGGAGAAAUAUUCCAGAACAGAAGAAAAAGGUCUCACCUUUAAGAGCAGACGCAGAACCCUUCCAGGCUUCAGCCAUAAACACAAGAGUCUCCAAAAGUGAAGAUAAUAAUAUAGAUCCUAUUAGGGUAUCUUUGUACUCAGGUGAGCCUAAACCAAGAAAAUAA
Nematocida ausubeli is the source of this 1608-nucleotide messenger RNA. RefSeq lists its product as uncharacterized. The coding region runs from base 1 to 1608 and encodes 535 amino acids. The record is from RefSeq and is a predicted model, not a curated record. The transcript has a single exon. Lineage: Eukaryota; Fungi; Microsporidia.